Molecule: messenger RNA, 162 nt
Organism: Drosophila mauritiana
Lineage: Eukaryota; Metazoa; Arthropoda; Insecta; Diptera; Drosophilidae
Source: the annotation of a RefSeq genome assembly
AUUCCACAAAUAGCACCAAUUAGAUGAUUAUUAUUAUUUAUUAUUUUUUCUAUUACAUUUAUUUUAUUUUGUUCUAUUAAUUAUUAUUCUUAUAUACCAAAUUCACCUAAAUCUAAUGAAUUAAAAAAUAUUAAUUUAAAUUCAAUAAAUUGAAAAUGAUAA